Vicia faba (fava bean) is the source of this 1923-nucleotide messenger RNA. The record is from the annotation of a GenBank genome assembly. Lineage: Eukaryota; Viridiplantae; Streptophyta; Magnoliopsida; Fabales; Fabaceae.
AUGGAGCAAGAAGACGGCAAGAACGGUGCUGAGAAUCCUCCACAAGAGUCUUCUCAUCCUCAACCAUCAGAGAAAGAUGAUAGCAACAAGGAUACAACUGCUCCCGAAGGGUCGAGCGUACCAGAAUCGAGUGAGAAGAAAACUCCGAAAUCACUGAAGACGAAGUCUAAAAUCGUUAAGAAAUCUAGGGCUGGAAAGUUGAUCAAGGCCGUGAAUAAAGGCUCUCCACAGAUUGGACUGAAAGCACAAAACAAAAAAGUAGCGGGAAACAUUGACGAAGAAGCAUCUAAAGAGAAGAGUGAGAAAGCUAAAAAUAAUAAAGGAAAGGAAAUUCAAAAUGGGAGCACUAGUGGCAAAAGUCCUAACGGAAAGAGUGAGAAGGCUGAAAAUAUCGCUAGCGGAAAAAGUCCUAUUGGAAAGAGCGAGAAGGAUGAAAAUAAUGAAGAGAAGAAGAUUGAAAUAGGGAGCGCUAGCGGAAAAAGUCCUAUUGGAAAGAGCGAGAAGGAUGAAAAUGAUAAAGAAAAGGAAACUCAAAAAGGGAGCACUAGUCGUAGUUCAAGGAGACGUCGGGGUAGAAGAAACAAGAUGGCAAAGUUGGAUAACACUGAACAGAAGCCGAAGAAUGAAGAGAAUCAUAAAGAGUUAGACAAAGGUGGCAGGAGUAAAACAAACAAAAUCAAAAGCAGUGCUGGUGAAAAACCUGAAUCCAGCGAGAAAAAUAAAGAAAAAGUUGGCGGUUACAUCUUCAUGUGCAAUGCAAAGACAAAACCCGACUGUUACCGUUAUCGAGUCAUGGCUGUUCCAGUUGGUAAAAAAGAUGUUGUUUUAGGCAUAAAGCCUGGGACUAAGCUUUUUCUUUACGAUUUUGAUCUGAAGCUGUUGUAUGGAGUUUACAAAGCAUCGUCUUCUGGUGCUAUGAAACUCGAACCCCGUGCUUUCGGUGGUAACUUUCCUGCUCAGGUGCGGUUCAGUGUUGCUUCUGAUUGUUUCCCUCUGCCCGAGAGCAUUUUCAAGAGCGCCAUCAAAGAAAACUAUAAUGACAAGAACAAGUUCAAAACUGAACUUACUGUUCGACAAGUUAGGAGGCUCACUGCACUUUUCCGGCCAGUGGAUGUUCAUUCAGCCAUGCAGCCUGCCCGCUCUCCUCCGAAAGCAAUCAUUCGAGACAGGGAAGCUCAUGAUUCUGUUAGGGGAUCUCGGCCUCGUGUGCACAGGGAAACACAUAACGUGCUGUCUCAUGAAAGGAAUCCUCGAUCUGAGCGGAGAGAAGAAGCUCCUCCGCGUGAUUUAUUUCUUACUGAAAAGAGUUAUCGUGCUUAUGGUCUUCUAGGUGUUUCUCAAGCAAAUCCUGUACCCGAUCCUUACGAGAGGGGUUACGAAAGAGAGCGCCACCGUAACUUGGACCCUCCUAUUUACAGGAAAGACGAAAGGGAUUACGAAAGAGAGCGCCACGACAACCAUCACAUGGACCGUCCUAUUUAUAGGACAGACGAAAGGGAUUAUGAAAGAGAGCGCCAUCAUCAAUUGGAGCCUCCUAUUUAUAGGAAAGACGUUGAUCCUCUGCGUUUCAACGAGGAUGAGCGUCAGACCUAUUAUCGUGGCACAGCUCCUGAUCGCGCGGAUGAUCCGUAUCAUCCCUAUCGCUACGGAGCUUCUCCACGAGAUCCCUAUUUGCCACCUGUGAGAAGAGAGGAAAUACCUUCAAGGUCUUAUUUAGUUGGGGGAGGAGCUUUAAUCGGAAAUGACAACUUGCGAAGGGGAGAGCCUGUUGCAGAUGGUAGGCUUUACUCAACCCAUUCUGCUGCUAAUGCUUUGUCCGAAUAUAACCGGAUGCAGCGUUACCACGGAGAAGAGCUGGAAGCUACAACCGUGCCAGUUUCAUCUCGUUACUCAUUCGCGGGUCCUUCAUAUUCACUUCGCUAA